UACUAGAAUGAAUUUCAGGUGAAACGGUUAGAUUACCGCACGACACAUAAAUUUUGCACUUCGUAAACGGGCCAUAAGAUGGAGGCAGAAAACGAGGCCCAAAAGGAAGAUAUUUUUGCCGGUUCGGUUUGCGAGGGACGGCUCCUCCAAACAUCGCUUGGUUUUGAGACCAGGAAGAAACGGAGGAGAGGCCUCGGCUAAUCGGCUUAUAGCCAGCCGCAGCCGAGCGAACAGCUUUGCUCGGAAUCGCCAUGGCUAUGGGGCUCCCCGGCCUCCGCUGCUGCCGCGGCCUCGACGCCGCGGCCGCGCGCCCUCUUCUCGGCCCCGCCCGCGCCCGCGCCUCCCCGCGCGCCUCCGCUCUCCGCUACUCCUCCCUCCAAGCUGGGGACAGCCUCGGGGAGGAGGUCCUGCGGAUGUUCCUCGCGGAGAGGCAGGCGCACGGCGACUUCGUCACCAAGAUCUCCGACAUGGUCUGGAGGAGGAACGGCGGCGACCUCGGCGUGCUAGAGGCGGCGGCGGAACAAGAAAAUUCAGCGGAUGUCGCACCACCGCAACCUGAAGAAGCUGAUGUCAUGGGCGAGGGAAUGUUGAGGAUUGCGGCGACGAGAGAUUGGGUCUCCGGUGAGAGCAGCCUUCCUGUCAGCAAGAGGCUUUCUGCCAAGGAUCGGCAGGAUGAGAGGGAAAGAAGGAAGGAACUCAACCUUCUAAGAUAUGAAGCACUUAAGGAUGAACUAUUGCUCCUGACCACAGGAAUUGGAGCUGCGUGCAGUUUAUACUGUCUCCUAGUCUUUUCUCUGGAGGCUGCUGUCAGUUAUGCUUUUGGAGUUGCUUUCAGUUGCUUGUAUCUUCAACUUCUCUAUCGGCACACAGAUAAUUUGUCAAAGAAAGAUGUUCCAGAAAUUUUUAUGAAGAAGAAAGUGAAAAGAAUCGGCAUAAGAAGCGAGGAUUUGAAGAAUACAAUAGAGAAGGUGUUGGGUGGUAUUUCAGUAGCUCUUUCGUCUCCAAGGCUUGUGAUACCCGCUAUAUUUUUUGGAUUGUCAACCUUGUCAGAUCACUUUCAAAAUAGCAUUUUAAAUUUUGAGCUUGUUCCAGGAAUGAUGGGUUUCUUUGCAUACAAGGCUGCCGCUUUGGUACAAGUCUACAGGGACAAUGAGGACCUUAGAUUGAUACUGCCUGAAGAAGAUGCUGACAGCAGUUGAUGUAUCAGUAGUGAAGACUUAUGUUAAUCCAGUUCCUUUAUAAAUCAAGAUAAGAAUGAUGUAUAGAUCAUAUCUCAGCUUUGAAUUGAAUAAAGUUUCUGUUAUUUUUCUUCAGCAAAACAAAACUAUCCUGAAUUUUGUCUGCUUUGUCUA
Messenger RNA from Oryza sativa Japonica Group (Japanese rice), 1352 nucleotides. RefSeq lists its product as uncharacterized. The record is from RefSeq and is a predicted model, not a curated record. Lineage: Eukaryota; Viridiplantae; Streptophyta; Magnoliopsida; Poales; Poaceae.